CAUUCCUGUUAACUUCACGGUCCUGAAGCGUUAACAUUUGAACACGCUAUAUAGACACUUCACUCUAAAUACGUUUAAGUAGGUUUGUUGUAUUAUCAUUAAUACUGUUGUAUUGGUCGAAGACGCGUUUCCAGCGUGCUAUCAUCCAGUAUAAGCACCUCGUAAGCAUCAAACGCCGAAAGCGUCGAUGUUAAAGCUAAAUUUGAAUUUGGACCUCGUAUAAACAAACAUACGUGUUGAGAACCACCUGUAGUGCUCGGAAGCAUUCACGGCUCUUUCAAUAACUUUGAUUGAUGCUACAGUUUUUUGUUUUGUUUUUUUAGCACUCACCAAACACACCAGAGCGUAUUCCAUCCUUAUGUCAAAUUAAGGAUGAUGGUUUUCCAUAUUUCUACUCCCUCUUGCCGACUGUUUCAGAGAACAAGUUUUGCUGUGCGGACAGUGCAGAAAUUAUGGAAUUUAAAUUUGCAUUUAAAGACAGCUGGCCUUUGUGCCUUGUCUGGUCCUGGUUCUUUGUGUAAAUCGGAAGAACUGUAUACUGCUUCAACUGAAAAGCCUCCUCAUGUGCCUGUCAUGCUCAAAGAGGUGCUUCACUACUUGGACAUCCAACCAGGUCAAGUGGUCCUGGACAUGACAUUUGGUGGUGGUGGUCAUACCAAAGCAAUACUCAAAGCAGUUUCUGAUGCUACAGUCCUAGCCUUAGACCGGGAUCCCACAGCAAUUUCCCUGGCCCAGGAGUUAGCAAAGGAAAACCCUGACCGUGUAAAACCAUUACUUGGACUAUUCAGCGAGCUUGAAGCCCUGCUCGCUAGCAUCAACGUUAAAGCCGGCAGUAUUGAUGCUGUCCUAUUGGAUGCUGGCUGUUCUUCCAUGCAGAUGGAUCAUGCAGAAAGAGGCUUCUCGCUCAGCAAGGAUGGGCCCUUGGACAUGAGAAUGGAUGGAGAGAGGUUCUCCGACAUGCCCUGUGCUGCUGACGUGGUGAAUACCUUAGAUCACCUGGCUCUUGCGUCUAUCCUAAGUGCUUAUGGUGAGGAGCGACAUGCCAGGAAAAUAGCUUCAGCCAUUGUGGAGUCACGCCGCGUCAACCCCAUCACCCGGACACAGCAGCUUGCAAGUGUGGUAGCAGGAUCUUUUCCUGCAGCUGCUAUCUAUGCUCGAAAGGACAGACUGCACCGACCUGCGCAUGUGGCCACAAAAACCUUUCAGGCUCUGCGUAUCUUUGUGAAUGAUGAGUUGAACGAACUUCACGCUGGUCUGCGCACUGCCCGGACAGCACUGAAAUCUGGAGGACGUCUCUGCGUCAUCACGUUUCACUCACUAGAAGACCGACUGGUUAAGCGCUUCCUUCAGGGUGAUGAUUUGUCUAAUUUAGAACAGUAUCACUUUGGCCUGGGGAGGCAAGGCGUAGGAAGAGAAAAGUCAGUCGAGACAAAAAAGGAUAGAGCAAGUGUGUACUGGCAUCCUUUGCAAAAAAAGGUGAUCACCCCAGAAAAGGCUGAUAUUAAAGAGAAUGCUCGAGCACGCUCUGCAAAACUUAGGGUAGCGCUCAGGUGUUAAUCUUUUUUUAACCUUUCCUUCUUAUUCAACCAGUUAAAUGUUCAAGUUUUACUGUCUAGAAUACAUCAAUUAUAAUAAGGCUAUUUUAAUAUUAGUGAUUUAUUUCUACAAUACAUUUUUGUUGAAAGUCUGAUCAUCAAAAGCUAGACUAUGUACAGUGCCCUGAAAAAGUAUUUCCCCCUUCUCAAAUUAUUGUAUUUAUAUUAGUGUUCAAAGUUUCCUGGCCCUGUGUGAAGAGCAAAUGGCCCCUAAACCUAAUAACUGUUUGAACCAUCCUCAGUAGCAACAACUGAAAUCAAGUUAUUUCUAUCACUGGCAAUGCAUCUUUUACAUCUCUGUGGAUAGAGUUUGGCCCACUCUUCCUUACAGAAUUGUUUGAAUUCAGCAAAAUUGGAGUGUUUUCUAGCAUGAACGGCCUUCUUAGGGUCAUGCCACUACAUUUCAAUCUGAUUCAAGUCUGGACUUUGACUAGGCCGCUCCAAAACCCUCAUUUUGUCUUUUAAGCCAUUUAAUAGUUGACUUUCUGGUGUGUUUUGGAUUGUUACCCUGCUGCAGAACCCAAGUGCGCUUUAGCUUGACGUCAUAAACAGAUGAUUGAACAUUCUCCUUCAGGAUUUUCUGUUAAAGAGCGGAAUUCUUAGUUCCAUCAAGCACAGCAAGUUGUCCAGGUCCUGAGAGAGAAAAGCAGCCCAAGAACAUCAAACUAGCACCAUCAUGUUUUGAAUGUAUAAUGUUCUUGUUCUGAAUUGCUGUGGUACAUUUACCUUCCAAAAAGCUCAACUUUUAUCUCGUCAGUCCAUAGAAUAUUCUCCCAAAAGUCGUGGGAAUCAUUCAGAUGUUUUGUUUUUCGAAAGUAAUAUGAGCCUUUGUUCUUUUUGGUCAGCAGUGGUUUUCGCCUGGGAACUCUUCCAUAGAUGCCAUUUUUUCAUGUUGUGUCAUGAACACAAACACUGACCUUUACUGAGUGAGGCAAGGGAGGCCUCUUUAGUAGUAGUCCUGAGUUCCUUUGUGGCCUCCUGAAUGAGUAAUUGCUGUUCUCUUGGGGAUAAUCUUUGUAGGCUGGCCACUCCUGGGAAGGUUCACCACUGUUCCAUGUUUUCUCAAUGUGUGGAUAAUGGCUCUACCUAUGGUUCGCUGGAAUCCUAAAGCUUUAGACAUGGCUUUUGUAACCCUUUCCAGACUGAUAGAUGCCAAUUACUUUAUUUCUCAACUGUUCUGGAAUUUGUUUGGAUUGUGUCGUUUUGUUGCAGCUUAUUUAGAUCUUUUGUCUGACUUGAUUUUGUCGGGACAGAUUCUGUUUAAGCGAUUACUUGAUUGAAGAGGUCUGGAGGUAAUCAGGCUUGGGUGUCAUCAGUGAAAAAUAACCAGAAAUUGUGAUUACCCACAAUAGAUUCCUGAUUUCACAAGGGGAGUAAUUAUUUUUUUUUAAACAGGGCCAUGUAACUUUAAAUACUUAUAGUAUUUUUUUCCUUAAUAAAUGAAAUCACUAUUUAAAAACAGCAUUUUAACUUCACUUGGGUUAUACUGUAUGUGUUUCAUACAUCUGUUUGAUGAUCUUAAACAUUAAAGCAGGGAAACUGUGCAAAAAUAUAAGAAUUUGUGAAGGGGGCCAAUACUUUUUCAUGGCACUGUAUAUACGUGAAGAAGAAAAAAACAAAGUGGCCACAGAAAUAACUUGCAUCUGACAAAAGUAAUAAUAAAUAAAAAUGUAAGGAAAAUUAACAAAUGAAAAUCAGAUGUUACUUUUUAAUUUAUGUUCAGCAGAAUUAUUUUAAAAAACAAACUCAUGAAACAGGCCUGGACAAAAAUGAUGGUACCCUUAAUAUUUUGUUGCACAACCUUUUGAGGCAAUCAAUCCAAUCAAAUGAUAUUUGUAACUUUCAAACUGCUCCAGUUUUCUCAGGGAUGAAGGGUGCUUUCUCCAGAUGGCAUGUUUAAGCUCCUUCCACAGAUGUUCAAUAGGAUUUAGAUCAGGGCUCAUUGUCAUGGGUGUGUGUUCCGGUUGUUGUUUUCCCCGUCUUGUACACACCUGCUCCUGAGAGCAUCUUCACCACCUGUGCCUCGUUCACCCUAAUUACCCCUUGCAUUUAACCUCUCAUUCUUUCAAGUCGCCAGUUUGGUGUACCUUGUCGUCGCGGUCCAGCAUUCCUUGUUUCCACGUCACCGACUCACAGUAAGACUAGACCUUGUUCCAAUUAUCGACCUCGCCUUUUUGCCUCACGUUUUUGGAUACUGUUGCCUUUUUUGGAUUGCCUGCCUGUGUACCGACUUCUGCCCGUAUAUUAAACCUCUCUUUUUGCAACUGUCCAUUUGUUUUGGAGUCAUGCAUUUUUGGGUCCUAUCCUCUGUUCCGUUCAUGACAGAACGAACUGGCCAUAACAUGGACCCAGCAGACUCAGACCCGGAGCGCAAAGCCCUUCAAGCGCAGGGUCAACGCCUCUCGAAGCAGGAUGAGCAGCUUGCUGCCCUCCACCUUCAUCUAGAGGGACUGUCAGAGCAGGAGGACAAAAUGAUGAGACAGGUGGCCUCACAGUUUGAAGUUCUUAUGAAAAUGAUUCAGAAGAAGGAACCAGUUGGCACAACACCCAAUGCCGCCACUGUACCAAGCUUUUCAUGUGAAGCAGUUACCAUGCAACCACCUGCCACCUCCGCUGCUGUCUGCCCACAGCUCUCUCGACCGGCGAGGUUCUCUGGAGAUUCUGGGAAUAUUAAGCCAUUCAUCACUCAGUGCAAACUCCACUUUGCCUGCAGGUAGCUGCCUUCCCCACCGAGCGGGCAAAAAUCGCUUUCGUCAUUUCCCACCUGACUGGUCGUGCGGAGGCGUGGGCUACUGCUGAAUGGAGCUGCAAUUCCGCCGCAUGUCAUUUGUGGGCUUUUUUCGUAAAGACUAUGGAGCAGAUUUUUCAGUUUUCCACACCAGAUCGUGAGGCAGCUCGCUCCCUUGUCACCUUACACCAAGGCAAGCGCAUGGUUUCAGAUUACGCGAUUGAGUUUCGCAUUCUAGCAGCUGAGAGUCAGUGGAAUAAUAGGGCACUGCUCGAUGCAUUUUUUUCAAGGACUAUCCCCCGCCGUCAAGGAUCAUUUGGUCCUGCGAGACCUGCUGACCGACUUGGACACUUUCAUCACUCUCGCCGUAAAAAUUGACAAGGACCUUUUGGAUCGCGAGAUGGACGGAGUUCGGCGGAGGGCUGUGUCACCGCGCACUUGAAGGACGAGCCUCGGUGACGAGCCAAACCAGGGCAGAUCCCCUGAUUCCGGUCUCAAUCCACUGGCAAGCGUCACCACGGAUGAACCCAUGCAACUGGCCAGGUUCCGUCUCUCCCCUGAGGAACGUCAUUGGGAAGGGCGGUGCUUCUACUGCGGGCAGUUGGGUCAUUCCGUGAGCAACUGUCACUUCAAGGUUGCCAGUGCCGGUAGCAAGGGCACGGGAGCGGUGAGUCUAAAUUUCAUGAAGGAAGAAAGACUCUACUCGGGUUCUUCCUAGAGUGACACUAUGCUCUCCUGAUCAAGAAAUUCAUACACCUGUAUUAAUUGACUCUGGUUCUGACGCUAACUUACUCAACUCCCUCCUCGUUAGACACAUGCACCUUAGAACCUUUCAAAUAAAACGCCACCGCAACACCUACGCUGCAGAUGGCAGUUUUAUGGGCAAGAUCACAGAAAGUUCAUUUGAAAUUUCAGUUCUGUAGCCUCGCCUUUGCCACACAGACCUUUCGUAUGGAACCCGCUUUGUCAGGCAGCUUUUCAGAAACUUGAAUUGAGCUUUACCUCCGCUCCCAUCCUCACCUUGCCAGAUCUCAAACAGCAGUUUGUGGUAGAAGUUGAUGCGUCUGAUGCCGGUAUAGGAGCAGUGCUCUCCCAGAAAUGUCUCAAGGAUGGUAAAUUACAUCCUUGUGCUUAUCUCUACAAGCCAAGAGAAAUUAUGACAUAGGUGACCGUGAACUGCUGGCAGUCAAGGUGGUUUUCAUGGAGUGGAGGCACUGGCUAGGAGGGGGCACAUACUCCGUUUUUAGUAUGGACACAUCACAAGAACCUCGAAUAUCUUAAAUCUGCUAAGAGAUUAAAUGCGAGGCAGGCUAGAUGGGUUCUGUUCUUCACUAGAUUCAAUUUCACGUUAUCCUACCAACUGGGUUCUAAAAAUGGUAAGCCAGAUGCUUUAUCGCGCAUUUUCUGCGCAGAGAAUUCUUUGUCCGACCCAAAAACCAUUUUGCCCAAGUCAUGUUUGUUUCUGCUUUUGUUUGGGACAUUGAGACUGCGGUAAAGGAGGCUCUGAAGAACACUCUUAGUCCUGAAAAUUGCCCUGAAAACAGGCUUUAUGUGGUUCCGACCUUAAGGGGAAGAGUCAUCCACUGGGCUCACACUAACCGGACUGUAUGUCACCCAGGCAUUGCCAAGACUCAAAUCUGUGGUUGAACAGCGCUUUUGGUGGCCCAAUGUUAAAGGGAUGUUACCAAUUAUGUCAAUGCUUGCCAGGUAUGUGCUGCUAACAAGUCCUCUCGUAAACGUCCUUCUGGGGAGUUGCGACCCCUGCCAAUACCACAACGUCAUUGGUCAGACAUCUCCGUAGACUUUGUGACGGAGUCCUCGAAAGGAAAUACCACCAUUCUCACAGUCAUAGACAGGUUCUCUAAGAUGGCACACUUCAUUGCACUCCCGAAACUCCCCUCAGCUAAAGACACUGCCGAGUUAAUGAUACACCAGGUAUUCAAGUUCCAUUGUUUCCCCAAGAAUGUGGUAUCUGAUAGGGGUCCGAAAUUCAUUUCGCAAUUUUGGAAGGGGUUUUGCAGUCUCAUAGGUGCUACCGUCAGUCUGUCAUCUGGGUUUCACCCUGAAACUAACGGACAAACAGAGAGGUUGAACCAGGACCUGGAAACUGGGCUCCGGUGUCCCGGUUCACAGGAGACACGAUCCUGGUCUGAGAAACUGGUUUGGGUCGACUUCUCUCACAAUUCCCUCCCUUCUGCAUCCACUGGUCUAUCGCCUUGUCACGUUGUACAUGGUUACCAACCAUCUCUAUUUCCUGCCAUAGCCCCAGAGUCCACAGUUCCAGCGGCAUUGACCUUCGUGAGACUCAGCAGGAGGACCUAGCAGCGAGCCCGCCAGAUGCUGCUGCGCCACGGAUAGCAUACAUAACUGCUGCUGACCGUCGGAGGACACCGGCCCCGAACUACAAAGUGGGUCAGCGAGUUUGGCUCUCUACCAAACAUAUUCCACUCCGGGUGGAUUAUCGACCUCGCCUUUUUCCUCACGUUUUUGGAUACUGUUGCUUUUUUUGGAUUGCCUGCCUGUGUACCGACCUCUGCCCAUAUAUUAAACCUCUCUUUUUGAAACUGUCCAUUUGUUUUGGAGUCGUGCAUUUUUGGGUCCUAUCCUCUGUUCGGUUCAUGACACUCAUAGAAGGCCACUUCAGAAUAGUCAAAUGUUUUGCCCUUAGCUAUUCUUUGCUGUUUUUAGCUGUGUGUUUUGGGUUAUUAUCCAGUUGACCUUGACCUGCGGCUGAGACCAGGCUUUCCUACACUGGGCUGGCCAUUUUUCUCGAGAAUACCUUGAUAGUCUUGACAUUUCAUUGUACCCUGCACAGAUUCAAGAUACCCCGUGCCAAAUUUAGCAAAGCAACCCCAGAACAUAACUCCUUGAUCGUCUCCCUUGCAGUCGACUUUGGCUCAAACAACAAUGGAUGGUGCGAUCUGACACUCAUGUACCUUGACCUUUGAGUCACCUUUAAUUUAUUUGGGGCUUGUUCUGGGCGCUUUUGUUACCAUUCGUAUUAUCCAUCUCUUCAAUAUGUCAUAAAUUUUUCUCCUGCUGCCACGUCCAGGAAGGCUGGCUACAGGCAUUGAACCACAAUUCAAAAGCAAUGUCUGAUUUUGAUUUUCAUUACAUUUUAUUUAUUACUACUUUUGUCAGAUUCAAAUUAUUUAUGUGACCACUGUGGGUUUUUCUUUGAUUAACAAAGGGGUACCAACAAUUUUGUCCACGUGUGUAUGAAUGUUGUACAUAUUCUAGUUAUUGUUUAUAAAUAGGUUAAUUAUUAUCUAAUAAAGUCUGAUAAUUUGUUAUAAAUUGGAACAAUUAAGUGCUGGAGCACGAUUUUGUAAAUUUAAACUUCUGCUACCCUGUUAGAUUUUUUUUUACCCUGCGGUCAUUAGGAUAUCUAAAAAUAACUUAAAUGUAAAAAAUAUAAUUCAUGAGCUACUAAUGGAAAAAGCAGUAGAGCUAAAUGUAGGUUUUGGCCAACUGCUGCUGUUCUUAUCUAGUGACUCCUACCAGUUCAUUUGGUCUUCACAAUGUGUUAACAAAAGUACCUAAAAAACUAUUUAUAAAGUAUUUACAAAUUCCUAAUGUCAUAUCUAGUGACUCAUAUCAGUUUAUUUAGGAUUUUCAUUGUGUUAAAGUACCUAGUAACCCAUGUAUAAAGUAUAAUUCUUUAGUUUCUAAUUGUAAAGUGCCACCAGACAGCAUUGGUCAGAGUCGGUAGAGGAGUCAAAUAUUGUACUCAAGUCAGAGUACAGUUACUUUAGGAUAAUAUGACUUCAGUAAAUGUAAGCAGUAGUCCUCCAAAUAUUUACUUCAGUAAGAGUAAGAAACUACUCAGUGAAAAAACUACUCAAGAGUAACUUGUGAGUAAUUUCAGAUUUAAAAAAAAUAAAGUCAGCGCAUGAACGUCAAAUAAUCUAAAAAUUAAUCAUAAAUGGUAGUCCACAUACACCUGCCACUGUUUAAAAUGGUCGUCAGCCCCCCACAUAUAACCCCUACAUUUCCAAACACUCCACUUUAUCGCUUCCUUUUCCUCGCUCUCCUACACCGUGUCCCUGCUGGUUUAUGCAUUACUAUUCAUAGUGGUUGGACUCUGUUUGGAAGGGAAAGGGGGAGGUGGGGGAAGUUCCCUUUGCCAGCUGCUAUACCGGGAUUGGCUGUAUAAUGGCAGCGGACAUUCAGACAAACAGGAAAUGCUCGGGAACACAUGCAAAAAAAGACCAGCCGUGAGAAUUAGGGAACAAUUAAUCUGUUGAGGAAAAGCGGCAAGAAUGACAUUCACUAAGAGCGAAGACCUCUGCCAAGUCCCGCCAGGCCCCAAAAACCAACAACACAUGCAUUGGGCCCUACAGAAACAUUGCUUCAUUCACUUAAAUGACUGAAUGAAGAAGCUGUUUGCUGACCAGUCUCAUUGAGUUUGUGAGUGUGUGCGUGUGUGGGGGGGUGUGCGUGUGUGUAUGCAUGCGUGUGAUCACCUUGGAUUGGCACAAUGGCGCUCCAUGUGGAAGUCAAAGAUGGAGUCUAAAAAAUAGAUCGCGCACGCAAUAAUGGAUAAAUAAAAGUCGUGAGCGGCAUGUCGAUCAUUGUAGCGGAGUAAAAUUAUUGAUUCUUCUUUGCAUAAAUACUCAAGUAAAAAGUAUGGUGCAUUUAAACUACUCUGACAAGUACAAUUUAUCCAAAAUGAUACUUGAGUAAAAGCAGCCUCUGGCAUUGGUCUAAUACAAAAACAAGACAUUUUCAUAAAAGACAUGAACACAACAUUGGAAAAGUGCUGAAAAGGAAUUAUUGGUGAAUAUGACCACAAAAAAAGUGACUUUUUGUAUUAUAUAGUCUUAUUCUUUUUGCAAUUGAACCGGUUGGUUUAAUGCAAUACUGACACAGUAAUACACAGCACCAGAAGAAAUGUAUAAUUCAGCUCUUGUCAUGAUCCUGCGUUCUGUUGCUGAUACUGUAUUUUUCCAGGCUCUGGGCCUGCUGACAUUCAGUAUUUUUCCAUUCCCUGGCCAUGGUGGAUGGGCGGAGCCUCUGGCGCACACCUGCUUGGCAUUAUGAUUAGUUAGGUUCUUAAGCACCAGAUAGAUGGGAAGCUAGUUGCUGGGAUUUUGUUGCCUAUUGCUAUUGGCCUGUUUGAUUGUGUUGUUUGCGUUCACAGUCGCCUCAAACUUGGUUUCCCCUGUAAGUCUUUCUGUCUGCCCCCCCCCCCCCCCCCCUCCCUAAAUUCUUGUAUGAUCUUUUCUUGUGUAAUUUAGGCGUUUGUUAUCUUGUUCUGUUCCGUUCUCUGGACUUGUGUAGUCCAGGAACUGCUCCCUUAAGUUUAAUUCUCCUUUGUUUUCUAUUAGAGUAUUUAGGGUUCUUCUUUACGCUAAUUCCUUUUCUUAUUUGUCUACAGCUGUGUUUUUUCCAACACCUUUUGUUUUAACUCUGUGUUAGUUUUCGCUCCUUUUUUUUAUUGUCAACUAGCUUCCAUCGUGAUCUUUCUAUCCACCUCUGAGUGUGUUUUGUUUAUUGUAGUUUUUCUUCAUUUUUUUAAAAAUUAUCUUUGUUCACGCUGUUUGUGCAUCCUUGGUUGAAUAAAGAAUUUGCUCUUAA
Molecule: messenger RNA, 9903 nt
Organism: Phyllopteryx taeniolatus (common seadragon)
Lineage: Eukaryota; Metazoa; Chordata; Actinopteri; Syngnathiformes; Syngnathidae
Gene: mettl15
Product: methyltransferase 15, mitochondrial 12S rRNA N4-cytidine
Exons: 6
Coding region: 373-1557 (394 amino acids)
Biological process (GO): rRNA base methylation
Molecular function (GO): rRNA (cytosine-N4-)-methyltransferase activity
Source: RefSeq, a predicted model, not a curated record